Molecule: messenger RNA, 2050 nt
Organism: Pecten maximus
Lineage: Eukaryota; Metazoa; Mollusca; Bivalvia; Pectinida; Pectinidae
Product: leucine-rich repeat-containing protein 58-like
Exons: 3
Coding region: 178-1245 (355 amino acids)
Molecular function (GO): protein binding
Source: RefSeq, a predicted model, not a curated record
UUUAUAAUGGCCAAAACAAGUCGAAUAGGCUACCAGUAGGCCUUGUGAAAUGCUGUCAUCUAGGAAAAUGUUCUUAUCCGUGUACAUGUUGUGUGAUGACGGUGUUUACAGAGAAAGAAAAGCAUAAUUAUGUUUCAUGACAUCUAAAGAAAGUGUCCGUAAAGGAGGAUACAGAUAAUGGCGACUUCAUACAUAGACUCGUCAUCUGAUGGCGAGUUCAAUAAUGAGAAUGCCGAGGAUCUGUCAUACGGAAAUCUGACAUCGUUACCCGAGUUUUUAUUGGAGAGAGCUAGAGAUAUCAGAGCUCUGAGACUGAACCAGAAUGAAAUCAACAUCUUACCUCGUACAAUUAAACACUUUUCUAGCUUGAUUACCUUGGAUUUGAGUAACAAUAAUCUUAGUUAUUUGAGUGAUGAAAUUGUACAACUUCGACAUCUCAGGACAUUUAUUGCAAAAAACAACCACAUCAAGUCGGUUACAAUUCCUAAAGACUUUGGUCGAAUGUCUAGUCUAGAAGUGUUGAAUUUGAGUGGAAAUGAAAUCAAGGAAUUUCCUCUUCAGAUUACAGAGCUAUUUCGCCUGCGAGAUCUUCAUUUAGGAGGAAACAGUAUUAUGGAUGUACCGAACAGCAUUAAGAAUCUUUCAAGACUGGAGGUGCUGUACCUUGGAGGGAACCGUCUAACAGACAUACCAGCUGAGGUGGGAGACCUGUGUAGCCUUACCUCCUUAACUCUUUGUGAUAACCAACUUCAAAGUCUUCCACCGACUUUCAUCAAUCUGCGUCGCCUUCAGUCUCUGAGUCUCCAUAGCAACAACCUCUCAACUCUUCCUCAGGAAAUAGUGUCUUUAAACUUGGUAGAAUUAAGUCUACGAAACAAUCCUCUUGUGGUGAAGUUUGUACAGGACAUGGUAGAUUCACCACCAUCUUUGUUAGAAUUGUCAGGACGGGUUGUGAAAAUUGAAAAACUGCAAUAUAAGGAAGGCGAUCUUCCUCAGGAUCUCAUCAAUUACUUACAGUCUGCCCGCAGGUGUGUCAACCCCAAGUGUAAAGGUGUGUACUUCUCAUCGUGUGUGGAGCAUGUGAAGUUUGUGGACUUCUGUGGUAAAUACCGUCUGCCACUGCUACAGUACCUGUGUUCUCCCAUGUGUUGUGAUGGCCCUGCUAUGUAUCCCAACAACAGUGAAUCUGACACGGACGAUGAGGACACAGCACGAGCUAGACUUCGGCGGGUUCUCCUUGGCUGAUUUCUACCAUUUCUACCUACUUAACAUUAUUUCAUUUGUUAAAAAGACACUGAUUUGUUAUUGUGCUGCCUUAGACCGACUUUACUUCAAUUCAUUUUUUUUAAACAUUCGAAGAGUUUAUAUGCUAGACUGAAGUAUCUUGGGAGGGAAUUCAGAGAGAGAACUUCAUGGCUGUGAUGAAACCUAUUAUAAAUAGUAUUUAUAGAUCUGACAUUAUUCUCAACAAGGAGGAUUUCAAUUUGCAUACAUGUAUAUAAAGAACAUUCUUGAUAAAGAAAAUUUUAUCAUACACUCCCCUGUUCCAGUUUAUAUUGUGAACUUUUCUGAUUAGUAAGAAUUGAAAUGGUCUAAUUUUGAACAUUUUACUUCACAAUUUGGGUGCUAUAUUUUAUAUUUUAGAUGUCUGGUAAAUAUUGUUAUGUUUUGUUUCAUUAUAAUGAUCAUCUAAACUAGAAGCAUGAGUUUUGUUUGCUCAGAAGAUGUUUGAUCAAGGUGCUGGUCAUGUCAUUUCUUCUGUAAGUAUUUUUUCUUUGUGAUCACAUGCGACGAGUUGUGUAUAGUUUUACCAAAAAGACCAAUAUUCAUUAUACAUAUACAUAGUAUUUUAAUUAAUCUUUAAAAUGUUAUGAAAUUUUUUAGAAAAUGUACAUGUUAAUAAUUUUUUGGGUGGAAAAAAUAUUGAACUUUCAUAUCAAUUGUAUCAUUUUUAUUAGCUCACCUGGACCGAAGGUCCGGUGAGCUUAUGUCAUGGCGCAGAGUCCGUCGUCCGUCCGUCGUCCGUCAACAUUUGCUUCAAAUCGCUACU